Penicillium diatomitis is the source of this 195-nucleotide messenger RNA. RefSeq lists its product as uncharacterized. The transcript is spliced from 2 exons. Bases 1 to 195 code for a protein of 64 amino acids. Lineage: Eukaryota; Fungi; Ascomycota; Eurotiomycetes; Eurotiales; Aspergillaceae. The record is from RefSeq and is a predicted model, not a curated record.
AUGAUCUCGUCAAGCGGUCUUCAAGUCUGGUCCAGAGGUCUGGAGGUUGACUUGAUCGAUCGCAGCGGAAACAAGAUUACCGCAAUCCAUGUAUACGCCUUCGCUGCUCCACUAGAGCCCGAAAUGCUGUCUGAGCCACGGGCGUCAGUGGUCAGUGGCACUGGUCACAACUACAGCCAGCGGUCUGCGGUAUAA